GAUUAGAAGAAGAAAAGUAGUACUUGAGCGGACUCUUGAGGCGUGCUGGUCUUUACCGUGGCGUGUUAAAGUCGACCGCACAUAUUUAAAGAGCGGCCGGUAAACUUUGCGAAAGGGAAAACCGUGUGAAAGCUCGCGAACCCCUUUUUUUUUUUUUUUUUUUUUUUUUCUUUUCUAGUUACCCCUUCUACUAGGCAUGCCAAUUCACGUCCAAUUAAACGUAAUAACGAUCCGUUGGCUUUGAACGCGAAAAGAACAACCGCACUUUGGAUUACACGUUUUUACAUCACGAUCGUCGUUUCCUUAAAAAGUGAUUGGCAAUUUUAAUUUGAUAUAUUGAGAAAAAGAGGUUGAGAUAUAAGAAAAGGAUCUUCAAUUUUUUCAAAUUGAAAAGGUUCUCGUGGUGAUAUCACAAAGAUGAGAUUUCAAGUUUAUAUUCUCCAUCUUUGCUUCUUUAUGCUUGUUGUGUUGACGUGUCUUUCCCAGGGACAGUUCACAGACACAACCACAACCGAGCAGCCUACUUUUCUACAAAAGAUCCAUGAAGCGUUCAAAAAAGUGAAGGAAAACGUAAAGAUUCCUAAUUUUCAUAUUUUCGACCCACCAAUUUACACAACAACUACGGAAAAACCAGAAUUAGAAUUAACUGAAAAUUUUAAUAUAACGAACAGACAACUCAUUACAGUUCCCGUCAGAUGUCCUCCCAAUUAUGACUUCAUAAAGGGAAGAUGUCGCGAGAAAAUUCCAUAAAUUUUUAAUUCCUUACCAAUUUUUCA
Messenger RNA from Apis dorsata (giant honeybee), 776 nucleotides. RefSeq lists its product as uncharacterized. The transcript has 3 exons. Bases 418 to 750 code for a protein of 110 amino acids. The record is from RefSeq and is a predicted model, not a curated record. NCBI's taxonomy places the organism in Eukaryota, Metazoa, Arthropoda, Insecta, Hymenoptera, Apidae.